Lampris incognitus (smalleye Pacific opah) is the source of this 1596-nucleotide messenger RNA. RefSeq names its product parathyroid hormone 1 receptor (gene pth1r). Lineage: Eukaryota; Metazoa; Chordata; Actinopteri; Lampriformes; Lampridae. Bases 1 to 1596 code for a protein of 531 amino acids. Gene Ontology annotation, cellular component: plasma membrane. Gene Ontology annotation, biological process: adenylate cyclase-activating G protein-coupled receptor signaling pathway; cell surface receptor signaling pathway; intracellular calcium ion homeostasis. Gene Ontology annotation, molecular function: G protein-coupled peptide receptor activity; peptide hormone binding; parathyroid hormone receptor activity. The transcript is spliced from 14 exons. The record is from RefSeq and is a predicted model, not a curated record.
AUGGUAAUACUACUGAGAUUAAACCCAACGUCUUUACUCAGUGUAUGCAUAGUAUAUGCAGAUGAUGUUCUCACCAAGGAGGAGCAGAUAGGCCUGUUGUUCAAAGCCAAACGGAAAUGUGAGGGGAACAUCAAGUCCAAACAGAAGAUUCCUGAUGGCUUCUGCUUACCGGAGUGGGAUGGAAUUGUUUGCUGGCCGGAGGGGGCUCCAGGAAAGCUUGUUUCUACUGAAUGUCCAGAAUAUAUCUAUGAUUUCAACCAUAAAGGACUAGCGUAUCGUCGAUGUGACAACAAUGGGACAUGGGAGCUGGCCACAACUAACAACAAGACCUGGGCCAAUUACAGUGAAUGUGCAAAAUUCCUCUCCCAUUAUAACCAGAACAAUGAAAAGGAGGUCUUCGACCGUCUGUAUCUCAUCUACACAGUGGGUUACUCCAUCUCUCUGGGAUCGCUUAUGGUGGCUGUGGUCAUCCUGGGAUAUUUUCGACGCUUGCACUGCACCAGGAACUACAUCCACAUGCACCUCUUUGUGUCCUUCAUGCUGAGAGCCAUCAGUAUUUUUGUGAAGGAUGUGGUGCUGUACUCCGGCUCAGCCUUGGAGGAUAUGGAAAGAGUCAGCGUAGAGGACCUCAAGUCCAUCACUGAGGCACCGCCAGCCAACAAAACACAGUUUAUCGGCUGCAAGAUGGUUGUGACCCUGUUCCUGUACUUCCUUGCGACCAAUUACUACUGGAUCCUUGUGGAGGGUCUGUACCUUCACAGCCUCAUCUUCAUGACCUUUUUCUCAGACAGGAAGUACCUGUGGGCGUUCACUCUGAUUGGAUGGGGGGUUCCAGCUAUGUUUGUGACGGUUUGGGCGAGUGUCAGAGCCACCUUAGCGGACACAGAGUGUUGGGACUUAAGUGCAGGCAAUUUGAAAUGGAUAGUUCAAGUACCUAUUCUUACAGCUAUAGUGGUUAAUUUUGUGUUAUUUCUGAACAUCAUCAGAGUCUUGGCAACUAAACUACGUGAAACAAAUGCAGGAAGAUGUGACACGAGACAGCAGUACAGAAAAUUAUUAAAGUCAACGUUGGUGCUGAUGCCACUCUUUGGUGUCCACUACAUCGUGUUCAUGGCUAUGCCGUACACAGAAGUGACCGGAAUUCCCUGGCAGAUCCAGAUGCAUUACGAGAUGCUGUUCAACUCCUUUCAGGGAUUCUUUGUCGCAAUUAUUUACUGUUUCUGCAAUGGGGAGGUCCAAGCGGAGAUAAAGAAAUCCUGGAACCGGAGGACUCUAGCGCUGGACUUCAAAAGAAAAGCGAGAAGCGGCAGUAACACAUACAGCUACGGACCUAUGGUAUCACACACCAGUGUCACCAACGUCACAGCUCGGGGGCCGCUGGCCCUUCACCUCACCACCCGACUGGGGCCUGUGCCUGUGAACGGCCACCGCAACCUUCCAGGUUAUGUGAAGAACGGCUCCGUCUCUGAAAACUCAAUCCCCUCUUCAGGACAGGAGCUCCACAUUCCAGAAGAAGAGCAUUCGACCAUCACACAGCCCUGCGAGGAGGAAAAACCCACUCCUGUGGUGGAGGAAGAGAGGGAGACAGUCAUGUGA